Messenger RNA from Dovyalis caffra, 720 nucleotides. The record is from the annotation of a GenBank genome assembly. Lineage: Eukaryota; Viridiplantae; Streptophyta; Magnoliopsida; Malpighiales; Salicaceae.
AUGGCUAGGGAGAUUGAGAAGGAUUCACUGGCAAGAGAGGCACCUUAUGCACCUGUUACUUAUGAGAGACCUGUUCGUGAUGAUUUGGAUGAUAAAAUCCCGAAACCUUACAUGGCAAGAGGUUUGCAAGCUCCUGAUACAGAAUAUCCUUAUGGAACACCAGAACAUCAGCAUCACGGAUUGAGUGUCCUUCAGCAACAUGUGGCCUUUUUCGACAUAGAUGAAAAUGGAAUAAUUUACCCUUGGGAGACUUAUACUGGAUUGCGUGCAAUUGGUUUCAAUAUAAUUGCCUCUCUUAUAAUAGCUGUUGUUAUCAACGGAGCUUUGAGCUAUGCUACUCUUCCCGGAUGGUUCCCGUCUCCCUUUUUUCCCAUAUACAUACACAACAUACACAAAGCCAAACAUGGAAGUGACUCUGGAACUUACGACACAGAAGGAAGAUACAUGCCAGUGAAUUUCGAGAACGUUUUCAGCAAGUAUGCUAAUACAGUGCCAGACAAGUUAUCACUCCGAGAGCUCUGGGCAAUGACCGAGGGACAACGGAAUGCCUUUGACAUCUUUGGAUGGAUCGCAUCUAAAUCAGAGUGGGGGAUUCUCUAUGUUCUUGCAAGGGAUGAAGAAGGUUUCCUGUCCAAAGAAGCUAUGCGACGAUGUUUUGAUGGUAGUUUAUUCGAGUAUUGUGCCAGAAUGAACAUGGAUGCUGAGGCGAAGAUGCGCUAA